GCACAAAGCAUAUAAAGUCAAUAAGCUUUGACAUUCUAGAAUACUACAUAUUUCUUCUCUUGAUAAGAAAACUUGCGUUAAAAUAUUAAUUCACUGCGAGGAUAAUACUUCACCUUAUUCCCUGUGGUACGUCAUUUAUCGGCACAGUACAAAGCAACGAAGAACAGACGUCUCAAUCGAGUUAUUUAGGGACGUGGUAAAUUGCAUGUGUUGGUCAGAGAAGACAAAUUGGCGUUUUACAUUUACCGCUGUGUAUUUGAAUGAGGGUCGAUAGAGGCUGUUGAAGAUUUUAAAAACAAGUAACUGAGAGAUACUUGAACAAAAUGACUGCUUUCUUACCUCCAAACUUGCUGGCUCUUUUUGCUGCCAGGGAUCCUGUCCCAUACUUACCACCGGCGGACAAAUUGGGUUUCGAAAAGAAGAGGUUAAGUUAUGGUGGAGUUGCACAGUUUCUUAAUGAGUUUGAGGACCCUAAAGAUACACCCCCUCCUACAAGAGUGGAAACAAAGGAUGAAAGAAAAGAAAGAAAAAGAAAAGAAAGAGCAGAACAGAUUGCCUACAAACUUGAACAAGACCUGGCUUUGUGGGAUCCAAACAACAAUACAAAUGGUACAAGAGAUCCAUACAAGACAUUAUUUAUAGCAAGAAUAAAUUUUGACACCAGUGAAUCUAAAUUAAGAAGAGAAUUUGAAGUGUAUGGACCUGUUAGAAAGAUUUCCCUAUUAUUUGACAACGUAUCCACAAAACCAAGAGGAUAUGCAUUUAUUGAGUAUGAACAUGAAAGGGAUAUGCAUGCUGCCUACAAACAUGCUGAUGGCAAAAAGAUUGAUGGUAGACGUGUUUUGGUCGAUGUUGAGCGUGGGCGUACAGUAAAAGGUUGGAGGCCUAGACGACUUGGUGGUGGCUUAGGAGGCACAAGGAAGGGUGGACCAGAUGAGAAUACCAGGUUUUCUGGAAGGGAUGACUUCAGGUCUGACAGGGAAGGAGGAAGAGGAAGGGACGAAUCUCCACAUAGAGAAGGAGAGAGAGAACGAGGUACAGUUCCAGAACGAGGUGGAGGAGAGAGAACCAUUGAGAGAGACAGAGGUGGAGAUAGAGGUGGUGGUGGUGACAGGAGACGUAGGAGUAGGAGUAGAGAUAGGAAGAGGAGUAGGAGCAGGGAAAGACCAAGGAGUAGGAGUAAAGAAAGAGGAGGAGACAGGGAUGAGGACAGGAAGAGAGGUAGAAGAAGCAGAUCUAGAGAAAGAGGAGGCGGAGGAGGAGAAUCUAGAGAUAGAGGAGGUGACAGAGGAGGGGACAGAGCAGGAGAUAGAGAUCGUAAGAGGAGUAGAUCAAGGGAACGGAAAAGGACCAGGAGAAGUAGGUCAAGAGAUCGUAGCAGGAGAUCAAGGUCAAGAGAAAGGAAGACAGAAGAAGGAGAGGAAGCACCACAGGAAGAUUAUGAGGACGUUCAGGUCAAACAGGAAAAAUUUGAUCCAGGCUACGAUCAGUUUGCUAAUGAACAAAAUGGUGGAGGAUUCCAAGCAAAUAUUGAAGACUAUUAGAUUACCAACCAUUCAUUUGAAAAUGUCUGGGUUUUUUUUUAACAAUAUUGUGAUAUCUAGUAGUCUCUUCUGUAACUUAAACAAAAUUAUCAAAUUGACAAAUUUUGUAAAUGUAUUAAAAAAGAUUCAAAACUUGGAAGUUGUUUGUUAAAACUGUUUAAUAUAAGGGUUUGAAGUGUAUUUUAAGAAGAUAGGCAUAUACAAAGUGGUCUAAAAAAUGGAAAAUUUAGAUAUUAAUAUUUUCACAAAAUUUUGAUAUUUUUUUCCAUAGUCAUAGAUGUUGUAAGUUUGUGUCACACCAAAUUUAUAAUUUUAAAGUUUUAGAAGUGCUUCAUCAUAUUUUUUGUUCAUAUGAUUGAAAACACAGUUGUAAAUGAAAGUUUACAUCAUUCCCUCAUAUCGAUACAUCUUUUUGUCAUUGUCAUUUUAAUGGGUUGACCAUUUCACAUGCAUUCCUAGAAUAAGAAAGAUCUGAACAAUUCUCAAAUGUAAAAUUAUCAUUUAUAUAUGAAUUAAAUUCUUAGCUUUCAAAAUUAUACCAUUUUCAGAUGAAAACUGAAAUAUUUAAAGCUUCAUCUUUAAUAUUUCAAGAUUUAAAAGUUGAUCAACAUUUAGAAAUUAAAAAAAUUGUGAAUUUUGAUGUCAUCGAUUGAAGAAAAAAUAUUUUGGCCCAAGAUGUGUAUACUGAUAUGUAAAUUAAUUUACCAUUAUAUAUAUAUGUAUUUUAUGAUUUUAGAACUGUACAGUUUUAUUUUAUACAUCUGAAGGUUUUCCUGUCUAAGUCAAUCGGAGUUACUUCCCUGCAUUAAUCAUCCAUUUUUGUCAUCAUGCUACACUUUUUGUGUUCGAUUUAAUUCCUCAGAAUUAUGUUGAUUGUCAUAAAGUGAGGAUUUGUUGUCAAUAAAAUAAUUAAAUCAUUA
Molecule: messenger RNA, 2464 nt
Organism: Mytilus trossulus (common blue mussel)
Lineage: Eukaryota; Metazoa; Mollusca; Bivalvia; Mytilida; Mytilidae
Product: U1 small nuclear ribonucleoprotein 70 kDa-like
Exons: 10
Coding region: 324-1544 (406 amino acids)
Biological process (GO): mRNA splicing, via spliceosome
Cellular component (GO): U2-type prespliceosome; U1 snRNP; precatalytic spliceosome
Molecular function (GO): mRNA binding; U1 snRNA binding
Source: RefSeq, a predicted model, not a curated record